AUGGCUUCACCCCUACUACCCAUCCCAGCCCCGAUCAAGAAGUUCUUUUCUCUCUUCCCGCUUUACAGGUAUCCAGCAAACCUACCACCACCCACACCGCUUACCAACGCACGAGGCGCAGUACUUUUGAUUGCUCCCCCCGCCUAUGCGAAAUAUGCUUCAGACUCGGACCUCUUCGAUCUCCCUCCGGGUGUAUCGCAUCUAUCUGCGGAUCCCGAGUCAUUGAGAUGGCAAGCAUACAUUGCACUUCAUAAAGUUAACAACGUACAUAUCUCUUGGGCUGUUGGGCUCGAAAGCGGAGUGCCUAAACUUGUGUUGCCUGCUGGAUCAAGAAAACCGCUGGGAGUUGAUAUAGACAGCCUUAACGAGAGCUUAGGAGAAGAAAGCUCGGAAGCAAACGAGAGGGCUGAUAUCAAUGAGAAAACUCAAGACACAGUGGAAGCCGAGGCUGUCCGGGAAGUGAUUGACCCUGGUCGAAUUCCUGCAUGGGUAGACGAAGUACAAGGAAGGGGCAUAGAUGCGCUAGAAGGGUUUAUAGAUGCUGCUACGAGAGAUGAGAGUCGGGCAUGGGUCGCACUACUAGAAGGAGUAGUGCGCUCAGCACUGCUACUCGCAACCCCGCCGCCACCUUUCCUCGAAUCUUUGCUUCGACCGAAACCAACGGGUGUUACUAUUCAGUCGACGCUUAGCCCACCUCCACCACCUCUCGUUGGACUCAGCACCCCAUUACCUCUCCCUCAAACCUUACCUCGUGUCUCUAGCAAGAGCCUAAAGAUCGAGUUUAAAGAGGCAAUGCAUGCGUUAGAUGGGCGACUCGGUUCAGACGAAUGGUUCUUGGGCUCGAGGUAG
Rhizoctonia solani is the source of this 849-nucleotide messenger RNA. RefSeq lists its product as uncharacterized. The transcript has 2 exons. Lineage: Eukaryota; Fungi; Basidiomycota; Agaricomycetes; Cantharellales; Ceratobasidiaceae. The coding region runs from base 1 to 849 and encodes 282 amino acids. The record is from RefSeq and is a predicted model, not a curated record.